CAAAAGCAAAGCUUCAUCCUCAUCGUGUAUUAACGAAGUCAAGAGCCACCUUACCUUGACAACAUCACCCGGCUCAUUUAUAAUUGCAAUGGUAUCGUCGUAUAAAGGAAUAAAUGACUCCUUUGAGUGUCUACAAUUGUCAUGUGUUGAAAUGGCUAAUACUUUUAUCUUUCUUAUCUUGGUCGGAGCCGGUUCCGCAUUAUGGUACUAGACCAUUCCGUCCAAGUUCCGAGCGAGCGGGGAACCCGAUAACACAAGCUGGCAACCAACAUCACUCUAGGACAGACUGGAACAAUUAACCAAAGUUCGAUUUGAGAUUAAAGUACGAUGGACCAAGACGUUCGGAAUAAGAAAGAAAAGUCUAGAAGUGGUUGUCUCGUGUGCAAGCGACGGCGAGUCAAGUGCGACGAGCAACAGCCGAGCUGUCAUAGGUGUAUCAAGAUUGGGACCGAGUGUCCCGGUUACAAGCGACCUGUGAAAUGGUCCACCAAGUAUGAGAAGACCAACGUCUCUGAGCGCACCCCGAUCAAGCCUCGCAGCCGCACUCCGGCCAGGCAGAGUCCAAGUGUCCGGAGACUCUCUAAGGAUAUAGAGCAUCCUCAAGGUGUGCCUCGUCCCUCUGAGACCGGAGAACUCAACACAGUCGUGGCCCCGGGCGCUUUGAAGAGCAUCGGCACGAUCACACCAUUUCAGGACUAUUCGGGAGAGGCAUCGGCGCUAUUGCACUAUUACUUUUCUACAGUCUGCCAUGUUCUUUCCUCGUUCGAUUCGCUGCACAACCCGUUCCGCUCGGAAGUGCCCAGGUUAUUUACCCAGUCACCAUUGCUGCUCUACUGCGUGUUGAGCAUGUCCGCCGCACACCUCUACCAGGACGAAGAGUCAAGGGUUGUUGAUGUUCCGUUACGACUCCAGACCAAGGCCAUAUCAUACUUAGCUGGACAGCUACCCACGCCACCACAUACAAAUGGCUUAGAAGUGUCCAUCUACCGUGCGCCAACAGUGGAGAAAGUAGUCGGAGCUGAUAUCAAAGAUGAUGUGCUUCUGGGAACCAUUAUAUUGGGAAUGACAUCGGCCUGGCACGACGUAUCCUCCACGGGGUUAAUGCAUCUCCACGGAUCAAGGGAGCUCUUCAAAGCUUGGAUGUCAUCCAGCCAUCUGGACGCCACCAUGCAGGGAAUGAUGAGUGGGACGCAAAACUUUGUGGUCUCGUCAAUGGUGUACUGGGAAGCCAUGAGCUCCUUCAUCACAGAUCAAGACCCCAACGCUCUGUCCUAUCUGGACGCAUUCUGCCACCACCAUCCGCCACGUUCUCUACAGACGCGCCCGUGCCCCUGGACUGGCGUGGGGACAGUCACGUUCAUAUACCUGGCGAAAACGGCGACACUGGUGAGGAGGCUUAGAGCUCUGGGUCGCUGGGGCCUGUUCGGACAAGGUGAAGAUUUCCGGAAUACGUCGUACUCGGAUCUUUUACAACAAGCCGUGAAUUUGAAAGAAGAGAUCUCGAUGCUCGAAACCCCAGAUUUCGGCUCAGUCACGGAUAGCGGGGAUAUCUUUACGCCUCCAGGCCAUCUCAUCGCGAUGGAGCAAUGUUACCGACUGGCGGCUCUGCUUGAGUUGAAGAGAGCGUUCCCCGAGCUUUCGGAAACGCAACUUGUUCGGGGCUGCGCUGGGCUUGACGCAAUUGAAAAGGCGAGUGAGCAAGCGGAAUUGGUUUCCAAUCUUGCUUUGACAAUUCUCCAGACCAUGGAAGAGAUACCCGUCACCUCCGGUACCGUGUCAACGCAGCUGUUACCUCUCAUCAUCGCCGGGAGUGUUCUCGGCCUGGAACCGGGAGAGGAUACUACAAGUGAAGGAUUUGAGUUCAUGGACACUGCGGGAACUGCGGAAGAGGUCGCAAGGUGGAGGGAUUUUGUUCGAAUGCGCGCCCGUUGGCUUUACCAACUGAUUCGACUGAAGCCUGUGAGGCACGGGUUGCUCAUCUUGGAAGAAGUUUGGGCGCGCUUGGACGGCACACACGAGGCGAAUCGCGCUGAUGAUACCAACUCGGACAACGAAAGUUGUCAUUGGAUCUAUGUUAUGGAGGAAAAAGGACUAGAGACAAUGCUGGGUUAAAGCUAAAGCAAGCAUGGCAUAAUUCAGACUUGGGGACAUACAGACUUCACCAGGCAUUGGUGUCAAAAGGAGCAGAGUGAGCAGAGAUUCACUCAACGAGGGUCAAUCAGAAAAGAAUCAGAGUUAUCAGCGGAUUCGGAGAACUCGGCAGAUAGAUGCCCAUCCGCCUACACGCUUCAGGAGUGGUACCACACCUCGCACUUUUUGUCCCAAU
Molecule: messenger RNA, 2326 nt
Organism: Colletotrichum godetiae
Lineage: Eukaryota; Fungi; Ascomycota; Sordariomycetes; Glomerellales; Glomerellaceae
Product: fungal-specific transcription factor domain-containing protein
Exons: 5
Coding region: 328-2112 (594 amino acids)
Biological process (GO): positive regulation of transcription by RNA polymerase II
Cellular component (GO): nucleus
Molecular function (GO): DNA-binding transcription factor activity, RNA polymerase II-specific; transcription cis-regulatory region binding; zinc ion binding
Source: RefSeq, a predicted model, not a curated record